AUGGACAAUCAGACCCAAGUCUCUGAAUUCAUCCUCCUUGGACUCUCAGAGCAGCCGCUGCAGAGGCAGAUGUUCUUCACUUUGUCCUUCAGUCUGUAUCUGAUUGGGUGCAUGGGGAAUCUGCUCACCAUCCUGGCCAUCGUCUCAGACCCUCACCUUCACAGCCCUAUGUACUUCUUCCUCAGCAACCUGUCCCUUCUUGACAUCUGCUUUACAUCCACCACCAUCCCUAAGGUGCUUGUGAACCACCUGUGUGGGCUCAGCACCAUCUCCUUCUCGGCUUGCCUGGCCCAGAUGUAUUUCUUUGUUGCCUUUGGGGCAGCCGACAGCUUUCUUCUCUCGGCCAUGGCUUACGACCGCUACCUGGCCAUCUGCUGCCCACUGCACUACAUGACAAUCAUGAGCAUUCUUCGAUGUGCCUUGCUGGUGGUGAUACCCUGGAUCUCAGCCAACCUCAUCUCCAUGGUCCACACUAUCCUGAUGACCCACUUGUCUUUUUGCUCUAAUAGGAUCCCACACUUUUUCUGUGACCUCAAUGCCUUGAUCAAUCUCUCCUGCUCUGACGCACAAGUCAAUAAGAUGCUGGUGUUGGUCCUUGGUGGUCCAGUGGUUCUCAUCCCUUUUGUGUGCAUCAUGGCCUCCUACACACCUAUUGCUGUGGCUGUGUGGAAAGUGCCCUCUGCCCGGGGUAGGUGGAAAGCAUUCUCCACCUGUGGCUCUCAUCUUUGUGUGGUCUCUCUCUUCUAUGGGACUAUUAUUGGAGUCUACUUCAACCCUGUGUCCACACAUACCACUCAGAGGGACAUGGCAGCCACAGUGAUGUACAUGAUGGUCACCUCAGUGCUGAAUCCCUUCAUCUACAGCCUGAGAAACCAAGAUCUGAAGGGAGCCCUCAGGAAACUUUUCAGCAAGGACGCUGCCGAGACCAGCUCAGCAGGUUUGCGCCUCUUUCUCUUUGCUGAUGCAUAUCCCGCUAACAACCCCUCGUAA
Messenger RNA from Phacochoerus africanus (Common warthog), 990 nucleotides. Its product is annotated as olfactory receptor 1361-like. Gene Ontology annotation, cellular component: membrane. The transcript has 2 exons. Gene Ontology annotation, biological process: G protein-coupled receptor signaling pathway. The coding region runs from base 1 to 990 and encodes 329 amino acids. The record is from RefSeq and is a predicted model, not a curated record. Gene Ontology annotation, molecular function: olfactory receptor activity; G protein-coupled receptor activity. NCBI's taxonomy places the organism in Eukaryota, Metazoa, Chordata, Mammalia, Artiodactyla, Suidae.